AUGAGUUCCAUUAAAUCAUUAUGUUACUUGAAUCAAAAAAAAUUGUCUUCUUCCUCUCAUUGUUCCUUCGUCGUUUCAGUGGCACUUUUGUUACAAUUUCUCGUAUCCCCUGCAACCUCCACACAAUACAUCGGCAAAUUAUGCCAGAUGCCAUUUAUUGACAACAAACCCUUCUGUUUGCAAACGUUGAGUGCCUAUCCUCCGGCGCCUUCCGCCACAGGCUUGCUUCCACUUGCGUCAGCCGUGAUCCGCGGCAUUGUCCUACCCCAAGCCCAUAAGUCGGCUAGUUUUGCAGAAAGAGCCGCAAAAAGGGAGCCGAGUUUAAAGACUCAGUUCAAGACGUGCCAAGAUGCCUAUGUAACUAUUGGAAAAUCUCUCAUGAGCGCUGCUGGAGAACUCAAGGACACUUCAGAAACCGCAAACUAUGAUGUUACGACUUGUACCGACCAAACUACCCAAGUGAUUAAUUUGAUUGGUAGAAACCAAGACAUGGCUUCCAAGAAUCUCAUAGAGAUGACAGUGCAAAUGAACAAGCUCCUUCGUCUCGGUGUUGCAGCCACAGAAGUUCUUGGCGGGUGA
Messenger RNA from Camelina sativa (false flax), 579 nucleotides. RefSeq lists its product as uncharacterized. The record is from RefSeq and is a predicted model, not a curated record. Gene Ontology annotation, molecular function: enzyme inhibitor activity. NCBI's taxonomy places the organism in Eukaryota, Viridiplantae, Streptophyta, Magnoliopsida, Brassicales, Brassicaceae.